Molecule: messenger RNA, 2438 nt
Organism: Oncorhynchus mykiss (rainbow trout)
Lineage: Eukaryota; Metazoa; Chordata; Actinopteri; Salmoniformes; Salmonidae
Biological process (GO): regulation of transcription by RNA polymerase II
Cellular component (GO): chromatin; transcription regulator complex; PcG protein complex
Molecular function (GO): RNA polymerase II cis-regulatory region sequence-specific DNA binding; DNA-binding transcription factor activity, RNA polymerase II-specific
Source: RefSeq, a predicted model, not a curated record
UUCCUAGAUGUGGGAAGUGUGCAGGAGGACCUGAUAGAAAGGAAUGUGUAGUAUUGAUGUAAAAAGUUGUGUGUAUAAACUGUAGGGGUACACAUGGUGCUGGAGAUCAGAUGUGUCCAGUGAGAGAAAGACAGGUUGAGGUUACCAGGAUCACAGUAGUGCAGAAGGUGUUGUAUGCUGAGGCAGUCAAGAGAGUACUAGAGGAAGAUGGGUCCAGGGUGAGGGAUCCUGAGAGGAGGGCCAAAGUUGCGGGAUAAUGAGGUUUUAAUGGGUGUAGGGUCAGUGGUGUAAAGUACUUAAGUAGUAUUUUACUGGGUGACUUCCAACGUUUUACUUUAGUCAUUUUCUAUUAAGAUAUCUUUUACUCAAGUAUGACGAUUAGGUAUUUUUUCCACCCCUGUGCAGCACUAGUUAGUUGUUUUUUCCCAAAGCGUAAUGAAUUCAGACGACAGAGUAGUAGGCUGAUACACAGCCAAUACAGUAUUUAGCUGCAUGCAUCUAUUACAAUUGUAUGCGGACCGCCAUAAUGCCAAAGAAGAAGAAUACCACUUCCUUCACCACAGCUUUGAGUCUGCUGCGUGAAGCGGAAGAAGUAUGAAUGCACCGACUACUGCGGAGGUUGCAUUGCUGUAAAUGCUGCAUGGCCGCUGCAGACGUCGGAUUGAACAUACAUCGGGUUUUACUGGUUCGUUGCACGGAUAGCGCAGCGAAACGUUGAAGAAAGAAUAGCUUCGACGAUGGAUCGGGAUAGAGCUAGUCCGUCCCCCUCCACCCUGCCAGAGUCCCCGGGUUGCAACUCUUCCGGUAGCGCUUUACUGUUGGGUCUGAAGAGGGUGUCGGUGCGGCUGGUCGACUGCAGGAAAACAGCAGGGCAGAGUGGAGCUGUGAGAGAAGGACACGAGGAUGGAGAUUUGAUUUCAUCAAGGGACUCCCAUAACCAUCGCUCUUUCAAUGGAAGGUACUUAUCAUCUGGGGAGCCUCAACAACAUCAUGUUGCUGAAGAGGCAGAGAAGUGUCUCUCCAGAUCAGAUCACCUCAAGAUACACCAGCAGAGAAAUACAGUGAAGAAACCUCACCACUGUUACUCUGACUUUGGGAAGAAUUUUACUAGACUGAGGUCCUUAAUUCACCAGCAGAUUCACACUGGAGAGAAACCGUACUGCUGCUCUCAGUGUGGGAGGGGUUUUACUGCAUCUAAUGCCUUAAAAUAUCAUCUGAAAAUUCAUACAGGGGAGAGGCCUUACCCCUGCCUUGAUUGUGGGAAAAGCUUUGCUAAUUCAGGAGGCCUGACCAUACACAAGCGUUUACACACUGGAGAGAAACCUUACAGCUGUGAUCAGUGUAGGAAGAGAUUCAAUCAGUCAGGCCACCUGACUACACACCAGCGAACACACACUGGAGAGAGGCCUUAUAGCUGUGAUCAAUGUGGGAAGAGAUUCAAUCAGUCAGGAGAGCUGACUACACACCAGCGAACACACACUGGCCAGAGGCCUUAUAGCUGUGAUCAAUGUGGGAAGAGAUUCAAUCAGUCAGGAGAGCUGACUACACACAAGCUAACACACACUGGAGAGAGACCUUACGUCUGUCUAUGUGGAAAAGGCUUUGCUCGAGCUUCCACCCUGACUAGACACCAGCGAACACACACUGGAGAGAAACCUUAUAGCUGUGAUCAGUGUGGAAAGAGCUUUUCUCAAACUUUCUCCCUGACUAAACACAAGCUAACACACACUGGAGAGAAAGAAGCCUUAUAUCUGUGAUCAGUGUGGGAAGCGUUUCAGUCAGUUAUGGACCCUUUAUUCACACCAGUGAACACACACUGGAGAAGGAACCUUAUGUCUGUCUAGGUGGGAAGAGCUUUUUUAUUUAGGGCCAAUGAAAGAGAAAAACCACCAUCAAACAAAAACAUGCUGUAUUUCCUCUCCCUCUCUUCCAGCACUGGUUUCAGACCCAUAAAUAAAGGACCAAUAGAAAACAUCUAGUGAACAAUCAUAUCCAUCUCCCAUUCUUAAACAGUUGCCUUAGUCUGAUCACCAUGGUAACCUCUGUGCAGCAUAAUAUGCAGCUCUGAUCUAGGAUCAGGUCUCCCCUGUGUCUAUGUAAUAUCACACAUUGGGAUCUAAAUGGAUAAAUGUUAUCAUAUAAAAUGUUAUAGUGAACCUGUGUGGGGGGGGGGGGGGGGGUGUGUUGAUAAUUGUAUCUUUCAUACACAUGAUACUAUUAUAAUGUCUUCAUGUAGAAUAAUGUUUCAACAAUAGGUGUAUAUUCAUUUUUAAAUAAAUUAUCUUCUAAACAAGAACUUAUCACUUUCAUUUUUUAAAUGUAUAUCUACAUUCAUUAAAAUGAUCCUAAAACUAAUCAAUGAGGCAUUGAAUAAUAAUAUUCAUGAGGUCAAGGAAAGAACUAUGUAUGCUGUCUUGUAACAAUUGUUAAUGUAAUAA